AUGUUGGAGUUUGGAUGUGAAAUGCCCUCUAUUGAAGACUUCGUGCUCAAUGCAGAAGUGUUCAGAGGGUGUCCGUGCCACAGCCAUGUUUCACUGGUGCUGAAGCUGCUAUCCCUCACUCUGUUCACUAUUCUCCUGGCGGCUGUCCUUGUCAAUGUCUCCAAAGUCCCUAGCUCCCAGGUACAGGAGCAGGCAAAACGGGAGAAGAUCUACAAGGAAAUGACCCAGCUGAAAGCUGAAAUUUACAACCUGUGUCGCCCCUGCCCCUGGGACUGGAUGUUCUUCAGAGGAAACUGUUACUUGUUCUCCAAAUCUCAACAGAGUUGGCAUGACUCUGUCACUGCCUGCCAGGAAGUGAGAACCCAACUUGUAGUCAUCAAAAGUGAUGAGGAGCAGAGCUUCCUGCAGCUGACUUCUAAGAAUGAAGGCUAUGCCUGGAUGGGGCUCUCAGACCUGAAACAUGAGGGCAACUGGCACUGGGUAGAUGGAUCACCUCUGCUCUUCAUGAAAUAUUGGAAUGAAGGGGAGCCCAACAAUAAUCAGGAGGAAGACUGUGCAGAAUUUAGAGGCGAUGGCUGGAAUGAUGCCCCAUGUACAUGUGAGAAAUUCUGGAUCUGCAAGAAUUCCGCAGCAGUCUGCUCCAACAAGUUAAGUCUCUUCCAUUGCCAUAGCACCUGUGGGCACAAUGUCCUUGCUGGGUGGCAGAACUUGGCCUACGCCAUCCAGUUUUUUCUCCCUGUCUGUGGGGUAACAAUAGCUCUGUUACCCCACUCUAAUCUUGUACUGCCUCAGUGA
Molecule: messenger RNA, 795 nt
Organism: Castor canadensis (American beaver)
Lineage: Eukaryota; Metazoa; Chordata; Mammalia; Rodentia; Castoridae
Source: RefSeq, a predicted model, not a curated record